Cyprinus carpio (common carp) is the source of this 936-nucleotide messenger RNA. RefSeq names its product RING finger protein 11. The record is from RefSeq and is a predicted model, not a curated record. NCBI's taxonomy places the organism in Eukaryota, Metazoa, Chordata, Actinopteri, Cypriniformes, Cyprinidae.
GGGACUUAAAUUACUGCCUGAAAGGCAACCUUGCCUCAGUCGCCAUUGAGAGCGAGCGCAUAUUUGAUAUUGUAGAUAUUAUCGGUUGAAGGCUAACCAGUGUUUACUGUUGAGGUUAGGAGAAAAGGACAGCACCACAUAACACGGCUUUAGGGCAAAUAGACGUAUGUGACAGGUUUAGAUUGUGUGUGUUUACAAAAACAUCGUUUCAUAUCCGUGUCUGACACUUUUUGCCAGGGUUCUUUGUGUGUCGACAAUGGUUUGUUUUUCUACGUCAGAAUCUCUCAUGAUGAUCGGAUCAUUUUAAAUGAAUGAUAGAGAUUUAGUCCUCCUAUUUAAAAGGGCAGAAGUCUGGUUGGAGUGAUUAAGAGCGCAAAGGAGGGGUUUCAACAUUUAGACAACAAGGAGUUUGGAAAGGAGAUGGGGAAUUGUCUGAAAUCUCCCACUUCGGAUGAUAUCUCCUUGCUCCAUGAAUCACAGUCAGACAGGGCCAGUUUCGGUGACGCCAACGAUCCGGAUCAGGAGCCGCCACCUCCAUAUCAGGAGCAGAUCCAUGUGCCUGUGUAUCACCCCACUCCCAGCCAGGCCCGGCUGGCAACCCAACUGACCGAAGAGGAGCAGGUGCGGAUCGCUCAAAGGAUCGGCCUCAUCCAGCAUCUUCCCAAAGGUGUCUACGAUCCAGGCAGUGACGGCACAGAGAAGAAGAUUAGAGAGUGUGUGAUCUGCAUGAUGGACUUUGUGUACGGAGACCCUAUCCGGUUCCUCCCCUGUAUGCACAUCUACCACCUGGACUGCAUAGAUGACUGGCUGAUGAGGUCCUUCACGUGUCCCUCCUGUAUGGAGCCUGUAGAUGCUGCCUUGCUCUCGUCCUACGAAACUAACUGACUAAUGCCUGCACUGAUCCCCGCUGUACACACACACACACAACCCUUGACU